CAAUUUCACUGCGAUUUGCAUUGCAAUUUGAUCAUCCAGCCGCGCCAUCGCCUUCGUUACUAAACAUUGAGAAUACAAAAUUUCUUAUCAAACUUCUAGCACUAGGGAAUGCUAAUGCUAGACGAACCAAACUGAAAUAAUAAAAACGGAAACUCAUAUUCAAGAUGACGAGUCUCAAAAGACCUCAGGGCGCUGACUCGUAUUCUCCGAAUCUCUCGAGCAAGACCUAUGUGAGAUCUACCAAGAGCGGCAAGGUCCAAAAGAUUGUGCGCGAGGUCUAUCUUCGCCAAGAUAUUCCUUGUUCCUCCAAGCUAUGUUCAAAAUGUCUUGCCACAGCACCAAGAAACGCGAGCGGAGAAUUAAGCCCGUUCGUCCUCUCGGACAAGCCAGCAGGCACCAAGGCUUUCCCGCAAGGACAUUACCUUGUGCCAGACACAAAUGCUCUGCUUAAUGCUAUGGAUCUGUUCGAGCAGAGCUCUGCAUUUUAUGACGUUAUUAUUUUACAAACCGUCCUAGAGGAACUACGCAACAGGUCUUUGCCGCUAUAUAAUCGGCUGAUUGGCCUGACUAAAAGUGAAGACAAACGCUUUUACGUAUUCUUCAACGAGUUCAGACUCGAGACCUACGUCCCUCGAGAACAGGAUGAGACCAUCAACGACAGGAAUGACAGGGCCGUCCGGCAAGCUGUCAAGUGGUACAAUGACCACCUAAACCAGAACAAGAGCAAACAGCUACCGGUAACGGUCAUGCUUACAGACGAUAGAUUAAAUAUCGAAAAGGCCAAAAAGGAGAAGAUUCCGGCUACUACAUUACGUGACUACGUAUCAGGACUCGAGGACGCAGACCGACUACUCGACAUGAUUCCUGAAUCACAGGAGCGAGGCAUAUCCAGAGAUAAGAAUACCUCUGAGUUCCUCUAUCCCGAGUAUUAUACCCUCUCAAAGAUGAUGACCGGAGUCAAGAGUGGCAUUCUCCAUCAGGGUAUCUUUAAUGUAUCCCCGUACAAUUACCUUGAAGCUUCGAUCAAGGUCCACGCGUUUCCAAAAGCACUUAUUGUUCUUGGACGUGAAAACAUCAACCGUGCAGUAGACGGAGAUGUUGUGGUCGUGGAAGUUCUCCCCCAAGACCAGUGGAAGGAGCCCUCUACCAAGAUUAUCGAGGAAGAAGCCAUCACGAAGAAUGAGAAUGCCGACAAUGAAGAAGGUGGUGAUAUGGUUACCGAACAGGAGAGGCGAGCUCUACAAGAGCAAGUCAAAAAGACACAUGGUUUAAGCACAGAAGGUCGACCACAGCCUACUGCAAAGGUGGUCGGUAUAAUCAAGCGAAACUGGCGUCAAUAUGUCGGUCAUGUCGACCCAUCAUCUGUUAGCCAAUCUGGCACCCAAGGUAGAAAGCAAGAAAGUGUCUUCCUAAUCCCGAUGGAUAAGAAAGUACCAAAGAUCCGCUUACGUACAAGGCAAGCUGGCGAGCUUGUUGGAAAGCGAAUACUCGUCGCAAUCGAUUCGUGGGAUCGUGAAUCUCGGCACCCCGUCGGUCACUUUAUCAGGUCUCUGGGUGAAUUAGAGAGCAAGGCCGCGGAGACUGAAGCGCUACUCCUCGAGUACGAUGUCCAAUACCGGCCUUUCCCGAAGACAGUGCUAGAUUGCCUACCUAAGGAGGGACACGAUUGGAUAGUACCACCCAGCACCGACGAUCCUGGUUGGAAAGAUCGGGAGGACCUUCGGGGCCUUCUUAUCUGCAGUAUCGAUCCUCCUGGAUGUCAGGAUAUCGAUGACGCGUUACACGCAAGACCACUACCAAAUGGAAACUUCGAGGUCGGUGUUCAUAUUGCAGACGUUUCGCACUUCGUGAAGCCGAGUAAUGCGAUGGAUACCGAGGCAAGCAUCCGAGGAACGACUGUCUAUUUAGUAGACAAGCGUAUCGACAUGUUGCCGAUGUUGCUAGGUACUGACCUUUGCUCCUUAAAACCGUACGUAGAGCGUUACGCGUUCUCGGUGCUCUGGGAAGUCAAUCAAGACGCCGAUAUCAUCAACGUGAGAUUUACCAAGUCUGUCAUCAAGUCUCGCGAAGCAUUCAGCUACGAACAGGCACAACUACGUAUCGACGAUGCAUCUCAACAGGAUGACCUAACCCAGGGUAUGAGAACGCUAUUAAUGCUGUCGAAGAAACUAAAACAGAAGCGAAUGGAUGCUGGAGCUCUAAGCCUCUCAUCGCCCGAAGUCAAGGUCGAGAUGGAAUCGGAAACCUCGGAUCCGAUUGACGUCAAGACUAAGGCACUGCUAGAUACCAACUCCCUUGUAGAAGAGUUCAUGUUACUCGCCAACAUCAGCGUUGCGAGUAAAAUCUAUGAGGCCUUCCCACAAACAGCCAUCCUACGUCGCCACGCCGCGCCACCUAAGACCAACUUUGACGAGCUAGCCAACCAGCUCAAGGUGAAGCGCGGAUUCGAGUUACACUUCGACUCGUCAAAAGCGUUGGCCGACUCUCUAGACCAAUGCGUAGAUGCGCGAGAGCCGUUCUUCAACACACUGGUGCGUAUCAUGGCGACGCGGUGCAUGAUGAGCGCCGAGUACUUCUGCGCAGGUACCCAAGCAUUCCCCGAGUUCCGACAUUACGGUCUCGCGUCUGAGAUCUACACGCAUUUCACGAGUCCAAUCCGACGAUACGCUGACCUCGUCGCCCACCGCCAACUCGCAGCCGCCAUCGAGUACGAGCCAAUGCACCCAUCGGUGCGCUCACGCGGACGCCUCGAGGCCGUGUGCAAGAACAUCAACGUGCGGCACCGCAACGCGCAGCUCGCGGGCCGCGCCAGCGUUGCGUACUACGUCGGACAAUCACUACGAGGCCGGGUCGCGGAGGAAGAAGGCUUCGUGAUGAAGAUAUUCAGCAACGGGUUUGUGGUCCUGGUGCCGAGGUUCGGUAUCGAGGGCUUGAUUCGACUACGGGAUCUGGCGGAGCCGGAGCCGGAGAGCGUGUUCGAUGCGGACACGUAUACGCUGAAGACUAGUGGGAGCAGGGAGGUUACUGUCGAGUUGUUUAUGAAGGUGGUGGUGCGUAUCCAGGACGUUAAGGAUGAGGCGACGGGUAAGAGGGGUGCGAAGAUGGAGCUUGUUAGGGCUGGUUAGAUAUUUUGACGAAGUGAGGGAAAUGGAUUUGGGGGUCUGGGUGUUGUCGUUUGAUAAAGGGAUAACACGACAUAGCUACAAGAGUCGAGUGCUUGAUCAUGAGAUUCUGUUGUUUAGGCGUAGUUAAUAGAUAUGCCUUCGUCGACAAUAGAGAACUGUCACUCGUGAA
Messenger RNA from Daldinia loculata, 3294 nucleotides. RefSeq names its product RNB-domain-containing protein. Gene Ontology annotation, cellular component: nuclear exosome (RNase complex); cytoplasmic exosome (RNase complex). The record is from RefSeq and is a predicted model, not a curated record. Gene Ontology annotation, molecular function: RNA binding; endonuclease activity; 3'-5'-RNA exonuclease activity. Gene Ontology annotation, biological process: rRNA catabolic process. The transcript has 2 exons. The coding region runs from base 165 to 3125 and encodes 986 amino acids. Lineage: Eukaryota; Fungi; Ascomycota; Sordariomycetes; Xylariales; Hypoxylaceae.